Molecule: messenger RNA, 2628 nt
Organism: Bursaphelenchus xylophilus (pine wood nematode)
Lineage: Eukaryota; Metazoa; Nematoda; Chromadorea; Rhabditida; Aphelenchoididae
Source: the annotation of a GenBank genome assembly
AUGAUGGUGAACAACGAUGAUGUUUUUGGUAUGUCAACUGCAGCCAGAGAGAGAGAAAUUGCUAUCUUGGAAAGGACGAUAGAAGAUUGUAAGAGUUUUAUCAAUGUGUUUUGUUUACAUUUAUUUGCGUUUUAGCCACACGGGAAGUACAGAAAUUAGCCGGAGACAACUUUUUGUACAUAAAUGACAUUCUGAAGAGCUGUUCGGAUUUAGAGACGGCGAAAAGCUUGCAGAAAUUGGAUGAUUUGGUAUCUAAAUUGCAAAAACAAGUAACCGAAGCGGCAAAAAAGUUAGAGGUAAGAAACUCCAAGGUAUAUUCUUUAUUUUUACCUUUUUUAGGCUCCAUCUUUGAGCGGAAAGAUUGAUGUGAUCAGAGGGAUUGAGAAGCGAUUAGAGAGAUUCUCUGAACUUCGUACGGCUAUAAGGAGCUUGAACACAGAUUUUUCUCAGCUAACGUCUUAUCGAGAUUACGCACUGAAGUUGAAGAACAUGAAGGGAUACAAAGACGUUAUUACUUUGGUUUGUUGUAAUUUUGAUGUAUUGUUAUUUAGGUCUAGAGCAGGUACGAUUUAAAAGAUGACUACCCAGAGGAAGACAUAAUGGUUAAAUUCAACGCAGAGGUUGAUCUGGAAAUAGAGCGGUUUAAGAAAUACCUGGAAGGAAUAUUCGAUACUUUUAUAGUAAUAACCAAGGAUGUUGAGAAUCUCAACAAGACGACACUUAUAAUAAAUUCAGAAGAUCCAACGCUGAUCUGUGAUUGCCUUGAUUCUUUGACUGUUCUUCAUGCGUUUGAUGAAAAGUUUAAGGAGUUGUCAACUGUUAUUUGGACGGAUUUCUGUGAGGUUUUGAUGAAUUCCGUAGAUCCUGACCAGCAAAUAACAAUUACUACCGAAGGACCUCUGCGGAAAAGAUUUGUUAGCGAAUCAAAGCCCAAAAGAGGAGAAAAACAAAAUGUUCAGAAAUUAAUAAUGUAAGUCUUAAUUUUCUGUUUUGUUAUUAUUUAGAUCGCUUGAGAACUUCUUUGAAAAUUUGAGCGAUGUCCUGAAGGAUAUUCGAAUAGGAGAAUCGUUGGUGCUUUUAAUUGGACGUGAGAUUGGCGGCAGACUGAUUGAAACUUUGGUCAUUCGAUGUUCUGCGGCUUCGGUGUCUAUUAAGAAAACGGAUGAAGAAAAGUUGAAGAAGCUGAAGGGGAUGAUCAAACAGUUCGAUGACAGAAUGAGAGUAAGUUAAUUUGGUUAAGAAUGAUUUUUGUUUAGGAAUUACACUUCUUCGAUGACCGAAUGAGUGCAGAAUCGGUUCUGAACAGGUCUAACAGAUUAUUUGUGAAUCAACGAUGUCGCGCGUUCUUGGCCGCUGCCAGAAAUCUUAUUGCAAAGCCUUAUAUUGACCUGGUCGAAGUAUUCAGAAGUCCUAAGCCGUCGGAUCCAGAGUUGGAGAAGUUGUCCAAAGACCUGGGACAUCUGAAGAUAAACACGACAGAUUUGACAAAGGAAGAAGGGCUUCGAUUAUUUGAGCUCCAGAAGUGCAAGAUCAGUGACUCGGUCUACAAAUUGGUUCUUCUCUUAAAGUCGUUGUUCGACUUGGCGUUUGAGACGAAAGAACAACUCGAAGCCGUUAAUUUCUUCCAGGCAGCCCUUCUUAUUAUAGACACUUUCCUCGUUUCCACACCCAGAUUGCAUCAACAAGCUUUGCUGUCCGUACCUCAAACCUCAGGUACGAAAAUAACUCAUAUUUUAGUAUAAUUUUAGCCAUCUUCUAUAAUAAUUGCCAAUAUUUGUUCCACAAUCUAUUUGUUUUCAAGAUUGAAUGCGAACAGAAGUUAGCUGGUCAGUCAAAUGUAAGUUAACUCGCGUGCUAAUUUUUGCUUAGAUAAAGUCGGAGGAUCUCAAUUUCACGAAACAAUUCAAGGAGUUGAGAAGUUCUGGACUCAAGUUCUUGGACCAACAAAUCAAUUCUGUGAAGAGAAACCUUUCUGUCGCGCUGAAUGAAGACAACUGUAAGAUUAAAGGUCUACUUUGUAAAUUUAUUCCAGUAUUUGUCAACAUUGACGCCUCAGAAGGGAAUCGGGAACGAGUUGAAAAGACCUUGAAUGGAUGUGUAAUGGAAUUAAAUCGCCUCAGGUCGGUCUGGAGUGAAGUAAUGUCCGACUCUGUCCUCAGCAUAUCAAUGGGUGUAUUGGUGGCCCAUCUUUUAUCAUUACUCUCCAAAGCCAUACUCAGCAAGGAGGACAUUACAAUGACUGAUGCUGAAUCUAUGGCGGUCUUGUUCUCUGAGGUCAUGAGAAAAUCCAGGAAGUUGAUGACGGUAUGUUUUUACGACUGCAUAUUUGGUAUCGUUAAUUUAUUUGUAAUUUAGAUGAAUGGUGCUGAAGGGAUACAUUCGAUCUGCCACAGAGAGUAUGUGCGUCUGGAAGAAGUCAUUUUCGUUCUUAAUGGCAAUCUAAACGUAGGUGCAAUACAAACUCUAACGGUGGUGUGAAUUUAGAAUGUUUCUAAUCGGUGGUGCAAUGGGAAAGGAACGCUGGCAGAGUACCUGAAGGCUUUUGAAGUGCGUGGUCUCGUAUGUGCCCUCUUCCAGAACACCGAUAAGAGAUCGGCUCUUCUUGAUCAGAUCAAAAACCCGGAGUGA